AAAGGGCGAAAAUGUACGAAUUACAGAUAGAUGAUAAGUAUUAAUUAAUAAAUUUAGUUGGCGCGUUUCGCUCUUAUAAACGGAACCAUGGAUAUUGAAGAAUCUCCGGAAGGCCGCGUUUCUUAUAGAGAACAAACUCGAAAUCGAAGACAUUCUACUCAACGAUUGGUAUUAAUAACAAUUGUAUGUUCAAUAUUACUAUCACUGAUAUUUACAAUUAGUUAUUUCAGUGCAACAAAUGACACAAAAAGUGCAGACGUGUGCCUCACACCAGAAUGUAUACAGGAAGCGGCCACGACUCUAGAAUUUAUAGACACUGACGUAAAUCCCUGUGAUGACUUUUAUAAAUUUUCAUGUGGAAAUUACUUGAAAACUAAACGAAUCCCUGACAAUGAAAUGAUUGUUAGUGUUUUAGGUGACAUUGAUGAUAAAUAUCGAGAACAAUUAAGGGCUAUAAUUGACUAUAAUAUUUUUCCAUCUAAUGUGUCACCUUUUUCGAUUCUUCACACUUUUUAUGAAAAUUGCAUGGAUAAAAACGGAAUUGAAAAAAUAGGCUUGCGGACAAUUUCAAAAAUUUUCAAAGAUCUUGGAGGAUGGCCCGUUGUGGAAGGAGACUCGUGGUCAAGUAACAAUAGUUGGGUCGAUACAAUAGGUUCAUUUAUAAAAAGAGGAUUUUCGACAGAAUAUCUUUUUCAAUUUGGCAAUGGUGUCAACUUUACAAACACUAAUCAACAUUUAUACUAUAUUGAUCAUCCAAAAUUAGGACUCUCUACUCCAUUUCUAAUAAGAGAAUUUAAUGACACGUUUGUUAGAGCUUAUUAUAAAUAUAUGAUUGAUGUUGCUGUUCUAUUAGGUGCCAAUAAAACUAGAGCUCAGAAAGAAAUGAGGGAUUUGAUGGAAUUUCAUAUAGAACUUGCAAAAAGUUUCAAGUCACCUGAAGAUCAACGAAACAUCUCUCUUUACAACAAUCCAAUGACAAUGAGUGAAAUUGAAGAAAAGUAUGGAAAUAUUCCCUGGAACGAUUAUUUCCUUAAAGUUUUUCAAAAUGCAAUUUCGCUGAAGAAAGACGAUGUCCUCUUGGUCUACGAUCCCCCAUACUUGUCAAAAUUGAACAACAUACUACAGAAGACAGAUGAAAGAACUCUAAUUAAUUUCAUUUUCUGGAGGUCAAUCGAGUCAGUCGUGAAAUAUCUGCCUGGUGUGGUUCGAGAGGCGGAAUUAAAUUUUAAAAUCGUCAGAGAAGGAAUACUUGAAACAAGUCCCAGAUGGAAAGAGUGCAUCGACAAUUCAAUAGAAUUAAUAGAUCCCAUUGUUACUUUUGUAUACUACCAGACAUAUUUCAAUCAAACUAUUCUCAACCAAACUAUUGCACAGUCUACCAAAACUUUGGUUCAUCAAAUUCAUCAAGAAUUUCUCAAUAUGCUCGAAAAGCUCGACUGGAUGGAUGAGAAGACAAAGGAAAAAGCCCUGGAGAAAGCAAGAGCAAUGAACAUGCAAAUUGCUGAUGAAAAUAAAGUUCAAAGUUUGGAGCGCUUGAAAAUUAAAUACAAGAGUUUAAAAUUAAAGUCCGAUGGGGACUAUCUUCAAUCGUAUUUAUCUAUUCCAAAAGCGGAGCAGGAAAUGUCCAAUGUCAAUAAUUCAGAAAAUGAACAUCAGAAACUGAAAUUUCUGACUGUGGAAGGACCUGCACUACUCAAUCCCACAUACAGCCUCUUUCAAAAUCAAAUAUACAUUCCAGCUGGUAUUCUUCAAGAUCCUUUCAUGAACGACAAGCGACCUCAGUAUAUAAACUAUGCGAAUCUUGGUUUUGUAGUUGGGCACGAAAUUACCCAUGGUUUUGGAGAUCAAGGCCAUGAGUUUGAUAAAAGUGGUCAUUUUUACGAUUGGUGGGAUAAAACCACCAAGCAGCAGUUUAUAGAAAAAACAAAAUGUCUUGUUUAUCAAUAUGGAAAUUUUAGUAAGGAUGAAAUCGGAGAAAAGUUAAAUGGAAUUGUGUCUCUCGGUGAGAAUAUGGCGGAUAAUGGUGGAAUAAAAGUGUCGCACAUAGCAUAUAAAAAAUGGAUUAAAGAAAAUGGCCCUGAGAAAAAAUUACCAGGACUUGAUUAUACUCCAUGGCAAUUAUUUUGGAUCAAAUUAGCUCAAAUGUGGUGCACUAAAUACAGACCACAAGUUUUAAAAGAACUUAUUGUCAAUGAUCAACACAGUCCAGAAGAAUUUAGAAUCAGGGGUUCACUUUCUAAUAGCCCUGAAUUCUCAAAGGACUUCCAAUGUCCAAUUGGUUCCAAAAUGAAUCCUAUAAAAAAGUGCUCCGUCUGGUAAAUUAAAAAUUUUUUUUCAAACAUGAGAAACAAAAUAGAAUAUUCUUCUAUUAAUUGUGUUUUAUAAACUAAAAAAAAAUUGUACAUAAUUAUUUAUAAAAAUGAAGGAAGAACUUUUCCUUAUUUUUACACGUAAUAUUUUUUAUUUAUGCAACUACAAAUUAAAUUAUUUCUCAAUUUUUAUUUAUGAAACUGUAUAAAUUGGAACAGAAACAGACUUAAAAUGUAUUUCUUCAAUAAGUUAAUCUAGUAAAUAUAAUUGUUAUUAUUUUAUACAUGAUUAUUUUAUACAUUUUAAAUAUUGUAAAAUUUGUCUCUGCGUAGCGAAUAAAAUAUUAUAAAUA
Leptopilina heterotoma is the source of this 2662-nucleotide messenger RNA. RefSeq names its product neprilysin-2-like. The transcript is spliced from 10 exons. Gene Ontology annotation, molecular function: metalloendopeptidase activity. Lineage: Eukaryota; Metazoa; Arthropoda; Insecta; Hymenoptera; Figitidae. Gene Ontology annotation, cellular component: plasma membrane. The record is from RefSeq and is a predicted model, not a curated record. Gene Ontology annotation, biological process: protein processing. The coding region runs from base 88 to 2319 and encodes 743 amino acids.